Messenger RNA from Micropterus salmoides (largemouth bass), 8561 nucleotides. RefSeq names its product ATPase phospholipid transporting 11B (putative) (gene atp11b). Gene Ontology annotation, molecular function: magnesium ion binding; ATP binding; ATP hydrolysis activity. The record is from RefSeq and is a predicted model, not a curated record. Lineage: Eukaryota; Metazoa; Chordata; Actinopteri; Centrarchiformes; Centrarchidae. Gene Ontology annotation, cellular component: recycling endosome; endoplasmic reticulum; trans-Golgi network. Bases 296 to 3787 code for a protein of 1163 amino acids. The transcript is spliced from 30 exons. Gene Ontology annotation, biological process: phospholipid translocation.
GCUGUGUGCUGGCUGGGGGAAACUGAUCGUGUGGCAGAGAUGUAGUGUAGCUCGCUGGGACUCCGUUGCCAGCCGUCUGUCACUUAUGCCGGGGAUCAUUUGUCUGACAUUACCUUGGAAUGGGAAAGACCAGAUUAUUGCACAGUUCACUUACACUGCAUGAAUGUGCCGCGUAAUGCGAAAGAGAAGAGCUGCCUUUGGGGGGAAAUAUUUAUGGUUCGGGACGGUUUUGUUGGAGUAGCUAGUUGCUAGCGCUGCUGGGCUAGCUGGGCUACUUGGACGCAUUUUUGCAAGGAUGCUACGGUGGAUUCGACAGCAGCUGGGCUUUGACCCCCCUCAUCAGAGUGAAACCAGGACAGUUUAUGUGGCAAACCGUUUCCCCCAGCAUGGCCACUACAUACCACAACGCUUUGCUGACAACAGAAUAAUUUCCUCCAAGUAUACAGUUUGGAAUUUUGUCCCAAAGAAUCUGUUUGAGCAGUUCAGAAGGAUAGCCAACUUCUACUUUCUCAUUAUCUUCCUUGUACAGUUAAUGAUAGACACCCCAACAUCCCCAGUCACCAGUGGUCUGCCUCUCUUCUUUGUGAUCACAGUAACUGCAAUAAAACAGGGCUACGAGGAUUGGCUGAGACACAAGGCGGACAACGAGGUGAAUGGGGCUCCAGUUUUUGUGGUUCGCAGUGGAAGUCUGGUCCAGACAAGAUCCAAGAACAUCAGGGUGGGGGACAUUGUUCGUGUGGCUAAAGAUGAGACCUUCCCAGUUGACCUGGUGUUGCUGUCGUCAGAUCGUGCAGAGGGCACCUGUCACAUAACCACAGCCAGCCUUGAUGGAGAGACCAACCUUAAGACUCACUACUCUGUGGCGGAGACCGCAGUGUGUCAGUCUGUGUCCCAACUGGAGGCUCUGCAUGCUGUGGUGGAGUGUCAACAGCCAGAAGCUGACCUGUACAGGUUUGUCGGUCGGAUUACAGUGACUCAGCAUGGAGAGGAGAUAGUCAGACCGUUGGGUCCAGAGAAUUUGCUACUGCGUGGAGCCAGGUUGAAAAAUACCAAAGAGAUUUAUGGUGUGGCGGUUUACACAGGGAUGGAGUCCAAGAUGGCCCUCAACUAUAAGUGCAAGUCCCAAAAGCGCUCUGCAGUAGAGAAGUCCAUGAAUACCUUUCUAAUCAUCUACCUGGGCAUCUUGCUGUUUGAGGCCAUCCUCAGCACCAUCCUGAAGUACGCCUGGCAGGCUGAGGACAAAUGGGGCGAGCCUUUCUACAACCAAAAGACAGAACAAGAGAGAAACAGCAGUCCGAUCUUGAAGUUCAUCUCAGACUUCUUGGCAUUUCUGGUCCUCUAUAAUUUCAUCAUCCCCAUCUCGCUGUACGUUACUGUGGAGAUGCAGAAGUUCCUGGGGUCCUUUUUUAUAGGCUGGGAUUUGGACCUUUACCAUGAGGAGAGUGACCAGAAAGCUCAGGUCAACACUUCUGACCUCAAUGAGGAGCUGGGACAGGUGGAGUAUGUGUUUACAGAUAAGACGGGUACGCUAACAGAAAAUGAGAUGCACUUCCGUGAGUGCUCAAUUAAUGGAAUCAAGUACCGGGAAGUUAACGGCAAACUGGUACCAGAGGGAAUGACUGACGAUUCACCAGAUGGUUCUACGCCUCACCUGAUCGGUGAUGAAUUGUUAUUUCUCAAGGCAGUGUCAUUGUGUCACACGGUUCAAAUCAGCUACGACCAGCCAGACUGCCUGGGUGGGGGAGGAGACCCAUUCUCCCAGGCAAAUGGUUUCUCUUCCAAUCACAUGGAAUACUACGCCUCAUCACCGGAUGAGAAAUCUUUAGUAGAGGCAACAAAGAGGAUCGGAGUGGCCUUCAGUGGCACCAGUGGAGACACCAUGGAGAUCAAAAUAUUUGGAAAGUCAGAGAGAUAUAAACUGCUCCAUGUAUUAGAGUUUGAUGCUAACCGCAGGAGGAUGAGCGUCAUACUACAGACCCCCACAGGAGGCAAUGUGCUGUUCACCAAGGGCGCCGAGUCGGCCAUUUUACCUUUCGCUACCAGUGGUGAGAUAGAAAAGACAAGAUUGCACGUUGACGAGUUUGCCUUGAAAGGUUUGCGGACCUUGGUGGUAGCAUGUCGCCACUUCAGCCCAGAGGAGUACAUUGAUGUGGACAGGCGUCUGAACGCUGCGCGUACCGCGCUGCAGCAGAGGGAGGAGAGACUGCAGGAGGCCUUUAGCUACAUCGAGACAGACCUGCAGCUGCUGGGAGCAACGGGGGUUGAGGACAAACUCCAAGACAAAGUCCAGGAGACCAUUGAGGCUCUGCGGCUGGCAGGGAUCAAAGUAUGGGUGCUGACAGGGGACAAACAUGAGACGGCAGUCAGCGUCAGCCUGUCCUGUGGCCACUUCCACAGAACCAUGAACAUCCUGGAGCUUCUGCAACAGCGUUCUGAUAACGAGUGUGCUGAGCAGCUCCGCUUACUAGCCAGGAGGAUAAAGGAGGACCAUGUCAUACAGCACGGAUUAGUCGUGGAUGGGGCCAGUCUGUCUUUAGCAUUGAGGGAGCACGAGAAACUCUUUAUGGAAGUGUGUAAAAACUGUUCAGCUGUGCUGUGCUGCCGCAUGGCCCCGCUACAGAAAGCUAAGGUGGUUCGUCUUUUCAAAACAUCCCCAGAGAAACCCAUCACCCUAGCUAUUGGGGAUGGAGCCAAUGAUGUCAGCAUGAUACAGGAAGCUCACGUGGGCAUAGGUAUCAUGGGGAAGGAGGGUCGUCAGGCCGUGAGAAACAGUGACUAUGCAAUUGCCAGGUUUAAGUUCCUGGCUAAACUACUGCUGGUCCACGGUCACUUCUACUACAUUCGAAUAGCUACGCUUGUACAGUACUUUUUCUACAAGAAUGUGUGUUUUAUCACGCCCCAGUUUUUAUACCAGUUCUUCUGUCUGUUUUCACAACAAACUCUGUAUGACAGUGUUUAUCUGACACUGUACAACAUCUGCUUCACCUCGCUGCCCAUCCUGGUGUACAGUCUAUUUGAACAGCUGGUCCAUCCACACGUACUGCAGAAUAAACCUGGCCUGUACAGGGACAUCAGCAAGAACUCUCUGCUAUCUUUCCGGACGUUCCUGUACUGGACUCUUUUGGGCUUCUGUCACGCCUUUGUCUUCUUCUUUGGAUCCUACAUACUGAUGGGAGAAGACACCACACUUAUGGGCAAUGGACAGAUGUUUGGAAACUGGACAUUUGGAACGCUGGUCUUUACUGUCAUGGUCAUCACUGUCACAUUAAAGCUUGCUUUAGAGACUCAUUUCUGGACGUGGAUGAACCAUUUCGUGACGUGGGGUUCGAUUGCCUUCUACUUCAUCUUUUCUCUCUUCUAUGGAGGCAUUAUCUGGCCAUUCCUCCAUACCCAGGACAUGUACUUUGUAUUCGUGCAGCUGUUGUCCAGCGGUUCAGCCUGGUUUGCCAUCAUCAUCAUCAUCGUAACUUGCCUCUUUCCUGAUGUGGUGAAGAAGGUCUUCUACCGACAUCUGCAGCCCACCAGCACACAGAAGAGCCAGUCUCUAUCAACCCCCGAGGCGCAGGCCCUCAGCUGUGUGGAGUCCCUGUGCUGCUACCAACAUGGGCAGAGCGGCUGUUCCCGCCUGGCCUGCCUCCUGGAGCAAAUGACCGGGCAGUGCCAGGCCAGCACCAACAAUUGCCAAGCAUCCAGCCGCAGCAACAGAUCUUGGAGCGACACAGAGAACUUCUACUCCAACGAUCGCAGCAUCCUGACGCUGUCGCCCAUUGAGGCCAACAAUUGCUGACUUCCAGAGCCACUGACUGUAACACACAGAGCUGUGGGGUGGGUGGGGGUGGGGGCUACUACUCUGCCAUGGGUCAUAAUCACACCCCCACCCCUCUGCCAUUUUAGAAACUGUCUUCAAUUUAAAGUCAGCGCCUUCUCAGCUGGAUGCAAAGGAGACACAGAUGGGAGCUGUCGCAUUAUGUGAAACCAAAGGACUCGACUCAGCAGCUGGCUGCUUUAUCCUUCACCAAUUUGUUUCCCCGAGUGAAUCGAUUCUUAGUAGAAGGGUUGAAGGACGUCAUAUGGGAGCUCUGACAUGGAAGGAAAUGAAAUAUGAAGUAUGGAGCAAGUCAGCAUGGCAUGAAGCGGACAUCUGUGGAGCUACUCCUGUAAAAAGACACUGGUGACAUCUGAGCAGCUAAAACAACAUCAGACUCCUGCUGCUUACAGGGAGUCUCUGAAAACAUCAUACUUAAAUUCAGUAGCUUUUUAAAAGGUUAAUGAAGACAUGUCAGCCCCAGGUACAUGAACUCUCAUGCAGCUAUUAUCAUUUCAGUACAGUUUCCAAACUUCUAUUUUCUUGCAACUGACAUAAGAAUGACCUUGUACUGUAAGUCUAACACAUUUGUUGACACAGAAUGGAGAUUCCUGACAAUCUGGACUAUUUGCUGCAGAAAAAUAGAUAAUUACAAGCAUCAGUCUUGCUCAAAGCAUUGCAGCGUGAGGACAGUAAUCGAAGGAGCUGGUUUGGACAUGCUGACUAACCUCAACACAGGACUGAUGUGGCUUGAAGACUCCAGCUACCAGGAUCAUCCAUGUAGCACUAGGACAGAAGCUCCGCAAAGUCUGACUACAUUAAGGGUUAAUCUUAAGGUGUAGAUUUGGAGCGAAGGUCCAACAUCAUGUUGCUUCCAUAAACUGCUACAUAAACUUCCUCUUUGGCCGUGCUGCACCUUUCAUUCAGACGGAAAGGGAGAAGGCUAGACCACCCUGUAGCUUUCAGAACCUUGCUGAUUCUGUUACUGUCUACACUUGUUUCCUUUGGACCUACAGCACUCCCUUGAUAUUGUACACGCAGAUUCAUCUCUACUGUGGAACCAAAGACCAAAGGAGUCAGACGGGAAAAGAUAGUGUUUAUUUUUGUGCCUAAUUGUACAGAAGCUUAUAUUGUUAAGAAGACUAUUAUUAUUGUUUGUGCUGCUUUCUAGUCUGACUGUUCAGGCCUCUGUCCCCCCAGGUGCAUUGUUCUGAAGGAGGCCAGAUUGGGUCUGUGUAAAAAGCCAUACAUUUUAAAGAGGUUAUAUUAUUGAUAGAUUAUUGAAGAUACUGCAGAUAGAAGCUGUUUGAGCCUGUUUCCCUUGAAUGCCUUUUCUCUAUCAGCCUGGUUAGCAAAGACAUCUUAGCAUUGAAGACCAAUAAUGCUCAGGAAAUAUUUUAAAGAAAGGUUUUUAUAACUGGAGGUAGAACCAUCCCUCUGUGUUGUCUAAAAAUAUUUCCUGAGUAUCGGAUCAGAUAAUGGUACCAUUUAUUUCAGUGAGACAAAAAAAAAUGGCUUUAAUGGCGAGAUGCUAUUCCAAAUCACGGCUGACACACGUCGACCCAGACAGCAGAAUGUCUCGACCUUUAGAGAUGGAUAUAUCCAAUAAAUAUAAUUCAGCUUCAGUAGAGAUGAAAAGAAAAGCUUUGCACAUGUCACAUAUCGAAAUCACAUUUAGUUUAUUAUUUUUUUGUUUCAAAUCAUUGCUCGUCUCUCACCAUUCAAAUCAUCUGAAUCAUAUUUUUGCUGUUACGCUGUGAUGUGUGUUUCUAUCCACACGUUGAAGGGUGUGUGUGUGUGUUCUUGGAUGGCAGCAGUGUUGGUUGAAGUACAGUAUGUAGCCGAUUUGUAAGCUCUGUACUAUCUCCGUGGCCAUGCGCUGCCCGCAGUUCAAAGGUCAAAUGUUUCUCUUUGAUGCUCGGUUUGAUCUCAUCUUCUAAAAAAAGUGAAAUGAAGAAAAGUUUGAACCUUAUUUUUUUUUUGUGAGAAUUCAGUUGACUGUAGAAGGUGACUUACAGCUGAGAGAAGUGUAAUGUAGAAAGACAACCGUUUUAAACUUGACAUCAACAACCACACAACAAUGACCAGUACAUGCCUCAGCUCACACAGGGAACACACAGAGUCAUAGGAUGUUUGUUACUGUUUAAAGACGUUAAGGUGUUUCUCAGCAGCUCAAAAUUGGUCAGUAAUGUUUUUUUGUCAGUCAGUUGAUUGAAUAUUCUAUUUUCUGUAUGGUACACAUUGUUUAAUGCAUACCUGGGCCUGUUAUAACCUUUGUUCACGCAGGUGACAAUGAAAAUGUGUAUUUAUUAUUGCAGUACUUUUUUUCUGUUUGUGUUUAACUUUUCUUGCAUAUCAAUAUAAACAUGUGUGUGUACAUGGCCUGAAUGCAGCAACUUCCCAAGAUGUUUUGCUUGGUCUUAGACCUGUAAUCAGGAGGCUGAACCUCCUUCGAAUCUCUUUUCUUUUUUUUGUCGACCGGAAAGGUGAUGUGCAGCUGGGAGCCGUCAGCUGCAAGCCUGAAUGUUAGUUUGUUACAGGACACGUGGAAACUUCCAGAUCACUCCAUCCAACAACCCAACUGUUGUUUUUAACCAUUUGAGCUCAUAUCUGCUAUUAAAAUGUCUACCUGCAUACACCUAUGAUACCUGUAAUUUGUACCUGAUUAGGAAAAAUGCAUACACAUAAAAAGGUCAGUUUCAAAUCCUGUGAAAACUCUUGUAUGUCUACUGUAGCUCUGAAGGGAGCUGAAAAAAUCAACCUUGAUGUCAACUUGAGUUAGGCUCGAGAAUUCAGAAAAUUGAUGGAAAACCUUCGUCAUAAACUCGGGGCAUGGAGUUCGAAAGAUGACAGGUGUGUUGCAUAGUGGGAACUGUAGGAUCCAGUGAUUUUGGAGCUAGACUCUUACAAGGGGCUUUGGUGUCUGCUGCAUUCAUUUUGACUAUUCUUUUUUUAAUUGUAACUUCAUGGAAAUGCAGUACUAAAUCAGAGAGUACCCCUUUUAAUACCUUAAAAUAAAGGUUAAAUUUGAUGCAGCAGAGGUAAAGAUAUCUAAACAGCCUGCCGCUUUUGUAAGGCCCUCCCUGCCUGGUAAAUGCCAAAGUCAUUGCAACUACAUACAAGAAUAAUACAAGAAAAUGUGAAGGCUCAAGUCUGAUGACUUGACUUCAAACUCUCCUCCAGAGCCACAGACAAGCUGUUCACCUGUUUUCACAGUAGUACUUUGUGUUUGUUUCCAAUAUUGAUAAAUAUGUUACAGCAAAUAGAUGCAAAAUGUUGUGAAAAGAUAAUAGUCAUAAUGACAGAUUGUGAUUCCACAGAAGGUCAGUAGAUGACAAUAUUGAAUCAUCAACCAGCCCUAAAGAUGUGAUGCUCUUCUCUUGAAAUCAGUAAUAAACUCAGGAGGAUUUGCAGGCAUUAGUACCAUGACCCUGCUGAGUUAUUACAUGAUAUAAAAUGCAGAGGAGGGAAGACGAAUACUUCCUGGCUAAAGGUAAAUAAGGUGGAGCCAUGCAGAAACACCUGCAGUGUUAGUGCAGUGCUCAUCUACGGAGACCCAAAGUGUUCACAACUAAAUAAAUGACAUGACCUCAAUAAUAAUUAAUACAAACAAUAUAUAGGUGUGUCCUAUAUACCAGGGACAUACAAAUAAGCAACAAGUAGUUGUUAAAUGAUAAACAAUCCUAACAGUAAAAAAAAAAAAAGAAUUGCUACAAGACAAAUAAAUGAAAAAAAAAAAGAUUUACAGUAGUAUUUCACAAUUUCUUGAUGAUAAAUGUAUUAUUUUGAACACUUUUGGUCACUAUAUUCACCUUCAACAAAAAGCACCAUCCAGUCAGUUUUGAGUCAUAGUUGGUGGACAACAGAUAAAUGAGGUUAAGUAAUUGCAUUUAUCAUUCAAGUCAUAUCUUUACUGUUAGUGCAGAAAACCGAUGCUUUAUUUUUUUUAAGCUCAGAUGUGAUUUUAGUAACAACCACCAAGACCUGAUUCUCUAAAGUAUCACAGCACCGACGUCAAGCUUCAUUAACAGAGAAACAGGGUUUAUAUACGAGGCCUCUGGGGUAUUUCUAGAAGCAGGAGAUUACUUGGCCAUGUAAUUUAAAAAAGUAAUUAAAUAUUUUAUAAAAUAAUCUGAUGUGCCAUCCCUUAUAAAAGACACCAAAAGCUGGGAAACUCUGUCUACAGGUGGGUUUUAAACCAAGUACUGCUGCUUCUGGAAAUAUUGGCCACAUACUGAAUAUGAGCAUCAGCAGUACAAUUAUCAGUGACUAGACGUACUGUAUGACAUUUGUCUUGAAGAGGUUAAGAAGUUUAAGACAAUGUUUUUAACUGAAAAACCUGCGUGAAUGCUUACAGAUGACAUCAGUGCAGAGACGCUUCUGGAAAACUCAGCCAAGGUUUGCAGACUUGAAUCAAAUUAAGGUUUCCUUUAUCAAAUCAGCUAAAAAGGGGAAUCUAAAUUAAAAUGUCAACCGAUUGGUUUUCUGCCGCAGAGUGUCCUGUGACUCAGCAUGAGCCAGGAUGACACGAGGCUGCAGUGCUGAAUGGUUUGUUGAAAUCAUUUAUAUUCUCUCCUCAUCAGUAAAUCAUGCUGCACCAGGCAAUUAAUAAACCACCAUCAUCAUCACUACACUGUUCCCUGAUAUCUGUUGCCCUGUCUGUCCGCCCUCCUCCUCCGGUCUGUAAAUCUGUCUUUUAGCUGAUGUUUAUGAAGAUGCUGUUCUAUUUACAAAAUAAAUACAUUUUUUAAAAAUG